Molecule: messenger RNA, 906 nt
Organism: Sungouiella intermedia
Lineage: Eukaryota; Fungi; Ascomycota; Pichiomycetes; Serinales; Metschnikowiaceae
Source: the annotation of a GenBank genome assembly
AUGGAUGAACCAAAAGCCCUUCUCUCUAUCCUGUCUCACGUAGCCCAUGGCUACGUAGGCAACAGAGCCUGUACGUUUCCUCUCCAAUACUAUGGGUGGGAUGUUGAUACCAUCCACACCACCGACUUCUCCAAUCAUCCAGGAUAUGGGAAGCUCACUGGUACGAAGGCUACUCCACAUCAGAUUUCCCAGUUGUUUCAAGGGUUACGUGAUGUGGUGGACUUCUCCAGCUACAAAAUCUUCAUUGUGGGCUACUGUCCCAAUGCAGAUGUGAUGCAGACCAUCUACAACGAAAUAGCUCCUGCUCUAGUUGGCUCCACCAGACCAAUCUUGGUGGUGGAUCCUGUGCUUGGAGACAACGGCAAGCUCUAUGUGCCCGAGGCAGUGGUUCCUGUUCAUCGGGACUUUCUCAAGUUGGGACUAGUGGAUCUCACCACUCCCAAUCAAUUUGAGAUUGAGCUUUUGACUAAUGUCAAGAUUGACUCAUGGAAUCUGGUGAAGAUGGCCUUGGACACAUUUUACCUGCUCUACAGGGUGGAGAAUGUGGUCAUUCUGUCGGUAGAAAUUGAUAAUAGUAUGUACAGUGUGGGUUACUGCCACAGCGAGCCCGAAAACAGCCGUAUCUUUCGGGUGCCUAUCCAGAAGAUCGGAUGUCUGUUCAACGGAAGUGGAGAUGUGUUGACAGGGCUAUUGACAAACGAGUUUUAUGCCAAUGGCUGUCGAUUGUCACCAAAUGUUCUUGCAGGGGUGUUGGCACGACUCAACAAGAUCUUGUUAUAUAGUUACGAGGACGAGAAGAGGAAAACGGGCCAGGUGCCUUUGGUGGUGAAAGAUGUCCGGUUGAUAUCUCUGCGGAAGGUGUUGGAUGAGGAUUUUGGCGACGAAUGGGAUGCGACUUACAUGUGA